AUGCCAAGAGUAGAAUCAGAAACAUUUAAAAGACUUCAAAACGAUCCUUCAUGCAUAAGGAACAUAUGUAUUGUUGCUCAUGUUGAUCAUGGUAAGACAUCCCUUUCGGACUCAUUGUUGGCAUCAAACGGUAUUAUUUCCCAAAGGCUAGCAGGUAGAGUUCGUUAUUUAGACUCGAGACCUGAUGAACAAUUGCGUGGUAUUACCAUGGAAUCUUCAGCCAUUUCCUUAUAUUUCAGGGUCUUACAUAAGCAAGACGGUCAAGAUGGGCCCCUAGUUAAGGAGCACUUGGUUAAUCUAAUUGAUUCACCAGGUCACAUAGACUUUUCGAGUGAAGUAAGUGCUGCUUCAAGAUUAUGUGAUGGAGCAGUUGUAUUGGUCGAUGUCGUAGAAGGCGUUUGCUCUCAGACAAUUACCGUUCUAAGACAAUGUUGGAUUGAAAAAUUAAAGCCUGUACUAGUUUUGAAUAAGAUAGAUAGAUUAAUCGCCGAAUUACAAUUAACCCCUCAAGAGGCCUACGUCCAUUUGUAUAGGGUUAUUGAACAGGUUAAUUCAGUUAUUGGUUCCUUCUUCGCAGGAGAAAGACAGCUGGAUGACCUGUCCUGGAGAGAACGAUUAGAGCAAAAUUCCAAUGCAGAAUACAUCGAAAAGGAUGAUUCAGAGCUAUAUUUUAAUCCUACAAAAAAUAAUGUCAUAUUUGCAUCUGCUAUUGAUGGAUGGGGGUUCAAUAUUGGUCAGCUAGCCAGGUUUUAUGAGCAAAAAUUGGGAGCUAAGAGAGAAAACUUACAAAAAGUUCUUUGGGGUGUAUUUUUAUAUGGAUCCCAAAACAAAAAAAUUAUCAAUCAUAAAAGUUUGAAGGGUAGAGCAUUAAAGCCAUUAUUUGUCUCGUUAAUUUUAGACAAUAUAUGGAAAAUUUAUGAAAAUGUCGUUGUUUCGAGGGACAUGGGUGCUAUUGAAAAAAUUACCAAGGCUUUAAAUGUCAAAUUAUUGCCUCGUGAUCUCAAAUCUAAGGAUGACAAACAAUUACUCAGAAAUAUAAUGGGGCAAUGGCUUCCUGUAAGUACGGCUGUAUUACUGACGGUCAUUGAACGGUUGCCCUCACCUAUGAAAUCUCAAAAUGAACGUUUGGAUAUAAUUUUAGGGAAGGAUAUCCACAGUAGCGCUGCUGAUCCAACACUAUUGAAAUCGAUAAGGGAAUGUGAUAGAGAAGGUCCAUCAUGUGCCUAUGUAUCCAAAAUUCUGUCUAUUCCAAGAGAAGAAUUACCAAUAACUUCAUCAAAUCAAGUUUCACAUGAUGAAAUUAUGGCAAGAAGUAGGAAAGCACGCGAAGAAGCGUUAAAUGCCGCAAAAGCAGCUGAAUUAGCGGAGAAUAUGGCCAAAUUAGAAGUGAAAGGCUCACAUCAGGGCUUUGAGGACGACUCAGACUUGUAUGAGAGAGCAAAAGAGACUGUGCUAACACCUGAUAUAGAUGUGCUUGCAAGCACCUCGAAAAAACAUCGAGAUUCUAAAACCGUACUGGAGACCCCUUCUAAUUUCGAAUUUGACAUGAACUUUGAAAAUGAUGGAACUGACAAUUUGAUACCAGAUUUUGUACCCACCGAUAUUGAUCCUAAUGACCCUCUAAGUGCAAUGUUCGAAUACGAAGAAGAGGAUCCAUUUCAGACUUCUGAACCACCAAACGUCGUCGAGUAUGAAUACGAAGAGGAUGAGACGGAUAUCUUCGAUGAAAAAGAUGAAGUUUUGAUUGGCUUUGCCAGAAUCUACAGUGGCUCUUUAAGGGUUGGCCAAGAAAUUUCCGUAUUAGGACCCAAAUAUGAUCCAAAGAACCCUACUGAACACAUUAAAACUGCUACAAUUACUUCUUUAUACUUGUUCAUGGGUAAAGAGUUGGUUCCACUAGAUGUUUGCCCCUCAGGAAAUAUUGUAGGUAUUGGAGGCCUAGCUGGUAAAAUUUUAAAGAACGGUACAUUAAUUGAACAAGGCGUGACUGGUGUAAAUUUAGCAGCAGUUAACUUCCACUCCUCUCCAAUCGUUCGCGUUGCUGUUGAGUCUGUAAACCCAAUGGAAAUGCCAAAAUUAGUUCGUGGUUUAAAACUGUUGGAUCAGGCAGACCCAUGUGUAGAAACAUUUGUUAAUGAGAAAGGUGAGUACAUUUUAUGUACUGCUGGUGAACUACAUCUUGAAAGAUGUUUGAAAGAUUUGCAUGAAAGAUUUGCAGGUGUAGAAGUUUCACAUUCAGAGCCAGCUAUACCAUAUAGAGAAACAUUUUUAUCUACAUCUGAUAUGAAUCCACCACGGAAUGCUCAACUAGGACGCAGUGUUGUUGAAACGUUCUUAGGAAAUUACAAAAUUAGAAUUAGGACGAUUCCACUGGCUGAUGAAGUGACAUCAUUCUUAGAUAAGAAUGAAAGUAGCAUUAAACGAAUUUUUGAGGGUGACAAUGGCUCGAAAAUUGAUAAUUUAGAUACCACUAUAAUGGAUAAAGAUACAUUUUUCAAUGAACUCGAAAAAGUUCUUGAAGCCGAUACUAAGAAUCAAGAAAUAUUAUCUAACUGUUUGUCUAGGAUCGCUGCAUUAGGACCAAAAAGAGUAGGUUGUAACAUCCUUUUAUCAGAACACAACUUAUUAGGAAGCAUAUUUGAUAAUACUCUAGGUCAGUUCGAGUUUUCGGAUUCAAUAUUAAACGGUUUCCAGCUUUCAGUUUCUGAAGGUCCGCUAGCCAAAGAACCGGUUCAAGGAAUGUGCAUUAUCGUGGAGGAUAUAAGUGCCAUAACUGAAAGAGAUCUAGCUACCAUCAAUGAUCCACAUUAUCAAGUAGAUAUUCCAAAUAUAUCUGGUCGUUUCAUUACCCAUGUCAGGGACCAAAUCCACGAGUCCUUUUUGGAUUGGUCACCAAGAAUAAUGUGGGCAAUGUAUUCGUGUGAUAUCCAAACAUCUGUGGAUGUCUUGGGUAAAGUUUAUGCUGUCGUUCAACAAAGACAUGGUAAAAUUGUCUCAGAAGAAAUGAAAGAAGGUACACCAUUUUUCCAGAUUGAGGCACACAUUCCCGUUGUAGAAGCAUUCGGACUGAGUGAAGACAUCCGUAAAAAGACUUCUGGUGCUGCCCAACCUCAACUAGUAUUUGCAGGAUUUGAAUGUAUCGAUUUAGAUCCAUUCUGGAUCCCAACUACGGAAGAAGAACUGGAAGAAUUAGGCGAGACGGCGGACAAAGAGAAUGUUGCUCGCAGACACAUGAACGCAAUAAGAAGACGUAAAGGCUUAUUCAUUGACGAAAAGGUCAUCCAGAACGCCGAAAAACAACGUACUUUGAAGAGGAAUUAA
Messenger RNA from Kazachstania africana CBS 2517, 3321 nucleotides. It is a transcript of the gene RIA1, whose product is annotated as GTPase RIA1. The record is from RefSeq and is a predicted model, not a curated record. Gene Ontology annotation, molecular function: GTP binding; ribosome binding; GTPase activity. Gene Ontology annotation, biological process: cytosolic ribosome assembly. Lineage: Eukaryota; Fungi; Ascomycota; Saccharomycetes; Saccharomycetales; Saccharomycetaceae. Gene Ontology annotation, cellular component: ribonucleoprotein complex; cytosol. The transcript has a single exon. Bases 1 to 3321 code for a protein of 1106 amino acids.